UCCCGGGUCCCGGGCACUUUGGGCCCCAUGGCCAGCUUCCCCGCCCGUGGCGGCAGCGUCCCCCCGCCGCUGCUGCUGCUGCUGCUGCGGCGCGCGCGCGGCUGCUCCUCCCAAUGGGCUCUGGCCGCGGCCCGCUCCCCGCUGCCGGGGCGCCCGCGCUGCUGCACCGGCGGUCCCAGCGCCGCCUCCGGGCCGCCGCCGUCCCCGGGGCAGGCAGCGCGGCUCGCGCGGCUCCUGGGGCUCCGCGCCGGGCCCCCCGGCGGCCGCAGGUGCAGGACGACCGGUGCAGGAGACGGGCCGGCUCCGAGAGCCCCAGCCGCCCGGGUCGGGAGCGAGGGCUCGGCUACCGUCGCGGCAGGAAGUGGCAGCGGCGUCCGGGACGACUCGCCCCAGAACCCGCCGCCCGUCGGCCGCUCCGAGGCCAAAAAGCUCCUGGGCUUGGCGUAUCCCGAGCGCUGGAGGUUAACAGCUGCGGUUGGAUUCCUGACUGUGUCCAGUGUCGUGACCAUGUCUGCACCCUUCUUCCUGGGAAAGAUUAUCGAUGUCAUUUAUACAAACCCUGCCGGGGACUACGUGAACAACCUGACCCACCUCUGUGCCCUUCUGAGUGGAGUGUUUUUGUGUGGUGCUGCUGCGAAUGCGGUUCGUGUCUACCUCAUGCAGACUUCAGGUCAGCGCAUUGUGAAUAGAUUGAGAGGGACUUUAUUCUCCUCUGUUCUAAAGCAAGAGGUUGCCUUUUUUGACAAGACCCGGACAGGAGAGCUGAUUAACCGCCUGUCCUCAGACACAGCGCUUCUGGGGCGCUCAAUAACUGAAAAUCUCUCCGAUGGGUUGAGGGCCGGAGCUCAGGCCUCAGUUGGCAUUGGAAUGAUGUUUUUUGUUUCUCCCAAUCUGGCUGCAUUUGUUUUGGGUGUGGUACCUCCCAUAUCUAUCCUGGCUGUGAUUUAUGGACGGUAUCUACGAAAACUGACCAAAAUGACUCAAGAUUCCCUUGCCCAGGCCACACAGCUAGCUGAAGAACGGAUUGGAAACAUAAGAACUGUCCGAGCUUUUGGGAAAGAGCUCAAUGAAAUGGAGAAGUACACCAGCAAAGUGGAUCACGUGAUGCAGUUAGCAAAGAAAGAGGCAUUUGCUCGAGCAGGUUUCUUUGGAGCAACAGGAUUUUCUGGGAAUCUGAUUGUACUUUCUGUCCUCUACAAAGGUGGAUUGCUGAUGGGCAGUGCCUACAUGACAGUGGGUGAACUCUCUUCUUUCCUAAUGUAUGCUUUCUGGGUUGGAAUAAGCAUUGGUGGCCUGAGUUCUUUCUAUUCAGAGCUAAUGAAAGGCCUAGGUGCUGGAGGACGCCUCUGGGAGCUUCUUGAGAGAAAGCCUAUGCUCCCUUUUAAUGAGGGCAUUUCAUUAGAUGAAGAAAACUUCCAGGGUUCUCUUGAGUUCAAAGGAGUAAGUUUUGCUUAUCCAGCUCGCCCAGAGGUGAAGAUUUUCCAAGAUUUUAGCCUUUCAAUUCCAUCUGGAUCUGUCACAGCACUGGUUGGACCAAGUGGUUCAGGGAAAUCCACAGUGGUAUCACUUUUAUUAAGGCUGUAUGAUCCUCUAUCUGGAACUAUCAGUGUCGAUGGUCAGGACAUCCGUCAGUUAAAUCCAUUCUGGCUGAGAUCUAAGAUUGGGACAGUGAGCCAGGAGCCUAUUCUGUUCUCUUGCUCAAUUGCUGAAAACAUUGCUUAUGGUGCAGACAACCCUUCCCUGGUGACUCCUGAAGAGAUCCAGAAAGUUGCUGACAUAGCUAACGCUGCUACUUUCAUCAACAAUUUUCCUCAAGGCUUUGAUACUGUGGUUGGGGAAAAAGGUGUUCUUCUUUCAGGUGGGCAGAAACAACGUAUUGCAAUUGCUCGUGCUCUGCUCAAGAAUCCCAAAAUUCUUCUACUGGAUGAAGCAACCAGUGCACUGGAUGCUGAAAACGAGCAUCUUGUACAAGAAGCUCUGGAUCGAUUAAUGGAAGGAAGGACAGUGUUGAUUAUUGCCCAUCGCCUGUCUACCAUUAAAAAUGCUAACAUGGUUGCUGUUCUUGAUCAAGGGAAAAUUACUGAAUGUGGAAAACAUGAAGAACUUCUUUCAAAUCCAGAUGGGCUAUAUAGAAAAUUAAUGAAAAAGCAAAGCUUUAUUUCAGCAUAAUGAAAUGUACACUAUAAAUAUAGUAAAUCUAUGCCAGAGACUUUAAAAUAAAGCAGAAGUCAGGGGAAAAAAAGCUUGGAGGAUAUAUAUAAAAUCUAUAAUUUAAACUUCAAGUUAUUUGAAAUAUAUAUUUUUGCAAAGUGUAUAAAAUACUGUUUUGAAACUUAACUGUGUUCAAAACAUUUUUAUUCAGAGUUUUAAUAAUUAUUGUAACUUUCUAUGUCCAAACCACCAAAAUUAUUUCAAGGUUUUAUAUAAUUCUUUGUCUUGUUAUAUACUAGAAUAUAGUGUGACAUAUCAUUUUCUUUUGCCUCUUGUUAUAUACAUUGGAAACAUUGUCAAAUGACAAUUUUAAAAAGGGAAAUUAAAUUAAAAAACCUGAUUACUAUAGGCCAGUUUAACCUUCUGUGUAAUUCUCUAAGCAAUGUUCUGCCAGCUUCGUGUUGCUUUCUUGGGAGAGCUACAUAAAAUGAGAAUGCAGCCCUUUUAAAACAUAUUUUUUUAUCGAUUCUCUUUCGUCCCGUUUUAUAUAACUGUUCAUUCUCAGUGAUUGCUCCUGGUCUCCAGUAGACCCCCCCCCCCCCUUGUAAGAAUGUACCCUUAAGAGGGAAUAAUGGACACACUCAAUUGAGUGGAGUAAUCUCUGUAACUCUGCAGGAAAAUAGGAGGGGAAGGGGAUAAAGAGAGAGGGGCAAAAAAAAGAAGGGCAGAGUGGGGGAGGGGACAGAC
This is a messenger RNA of Dromiciops gliroides (monito del monte), 2898 nucleotides long. It is a transcript of the gene ABCB10, whose product is annotated as ATP binding cassette subfamily B member 10. Gene Ontology annotation, cellular component: membrane. Gene Ontology annotation, biological process: transmembrane transport. The transcript is spliced from 13 exons. Bases 28 to 2169 code for a protein of 713 amino acids. The record is from RefSeq and is a predicted model, not a curated record. Lineage: Eukaryota; Metazoa; Chordata; Mammalia; Microbiotheria; Microbiotheriidae. Gene Ontology annotation, molecular function: ATP hydrolysis activity; ATP binding; ABC-type oligopeptide transporter activity.